CUGUUCUAGCUGAGGUGUAGAAUGAAAGGAAUCAGCGCUCGUUCAUGAUGCAGCUCGUGUCACCUUGUUUCUUCGGAGCUGCCAGGUUAAGCUCAAGAGCGACAGGACGGACCACACCACCACGUACAAGCAUCCACAAGCCUUAGGAGCAAAAGAAAGGACAUACUUUAACCAGUAACUCUUUUUUCUUUCACUCUCUUUUUCCUGCUCUCUCUUCUUUUUCUUUCUGUCCUUUUUCUUGGCAGCUCUUUUCCGUUUACUGUACCUAUCUCAUAUCGCUUGCAGCAGCAAGGAAGAAGGAAAUAAGAUGACGCCACAGCAAGACGACGGCAAAACGAUUGUUGCGGACGAACGAACGCCACUUGUAUCCAACGCCAGCACGAUUCGAGGAAGCUCCAUUUCGCCGUCUCUUUCGACAUGUACCAACAUUACGGGUAAAGGCAGCCAUGUAGCACGGUCGACGAAAAGAAAGCUUUGGGCUGCUGUCACACUGGCUGUUAUGUUCUUUGCUACCGAGUUGGUAGCGGGUUAUUUCGCAAACUCGCUAGCAUUGAUGUCCGAUGCUUUCCACUUACUCUCUGACGUUGCAAGCUUCAUUGUGGCAUUGGGCGCUAUCUAUUUGGCCGAACGACCUCCCACACAUCGUCAUACAUAUGGUUUUCACCGCGCCGAAGUGAUUGCCGCCGUGGUAUCUGUCAUGACCAUCUGGAUUCUGACAGCAUUUCUUGUCCAUGAAGCGAUCCAGCGGAUCAGGCAUCCACGAGAAAUCAAUGCUCGUCUGAUGUGUAUUACUGCGCUUAUUGGAGUGGUCGUAAAUCUAGUCCUUGCAUUCAUCUUGGGUGGCCAUCACCACCAUCAUCAUCAUCACGACCACCAUGACCACCACGAUGUUGAAGAGGACCACGGUCAUCAUAAGCAUCAACACAAGGAUACAAACAUCAAUUUGCGUGCGGCAACGCUUCAUGUUCUAGGUGAUCUCUUGGCUGCCGUGGGCGUGUUGAUCUCAUCCAUCGUUCUUCUGUUCAAGCCAGAGUAUACCAUUGUGGAUCCCAUCUGCACGUUUGUCUUUGCCAUCCUCGUCUUGUUCACGACCUAUCACUUGAUCCAGGAUUCAGUUGGUGUGUUGAUGGAAGGCACACCAAGCCAUAUCCACCCUGAAACCAUUUCCAAGUCGUUAAUGUCAACUCCAGGCGUCAUUGCUGUACACGACCUCCACGUAUGGACAUUGUCACCGGGCAAGAUCGCGUUGACGGCACACAUUGUGAUUUCGCAAAAAAUGGAGUUCGAUUAUGACGACAUACUUGCCAAAAGCCAGCGCAUCAUUUGCGACGAGUUUAGCGUGCACCAUUCGACGCUACAGAUUGAAUCAGAACAAGCUCGUUUUACGAGCCAUUGUCGACCUGAACUUUGCGCUUCCCGAGGAUAAAACAGCAUUGAAGAAAAGAAGAGAAUAUGGUGGCUUUUGGAUGUACGGCAUAUUAAGCGUUUGUGCCGACAGCAGAGCUUGACAACAACAAAAAAAAAAGAACAUGAUGAUGAUGUAUACUUUUGCCUUUUUCUUAGAUGUUAUUAUUAUACACUAUGUAGGGUAGUGCCUUUCUAAUGUUUUCCCAUCCUCUUCCAAUAGUCCCCCACCACCAGCAAACCA
Messenger RNA from Zychaea mexicana, 1648 nucleotides. Its product is annotated as cation efflux protein. Gene Ontology annotation, biological process: zinc ion transmembrane transport. Gene Ontology annotation, cellular component: plasma membrane. NCBI's taxonomy places the organism in Eukaryota, Fungi, Mucoromycota, Mucoromycetes, Mucorales, Lichtheimiaceae. The transcript is spliced from 7 exons. The record is from RefSeq and is a predicted model, not a curated record. Gene Ontology annotation, molecular function: zinc ion transmembrane transporter activity. Bases 308 to 1426 code for a protein of 372 amino acids.